This is a messenger RNA of Strongyloides ratti, 474 nucleotides long. Its product is annotated as Methylmalonyl-CoA epimerase, mitochondrial. Gene Ontology annotation, cellular component: mitochondrion. Gene Ontology annotation, molecular function: methylmalonyl-CoA epimerase activity. The record is from RefSeq and is a predicted model, not a curated record. The transcript has 2 exons. Gene Ontology annotation, biological process: L-methylmalonyl-CoA metabolic process. Bases 1 to 474 code for a protein of 157 amino acids. Lineage: Eukaryota; Metazoa; Nematoda; Chromadorea; Rhabditida; Strongyloididae.
AUGUUAUUCCUGAAAAGUCUGUUAAAUUCCAAGUCUUUGGUUAUCAAUACUGUUAAGAAUUGUUCUAAACUGUAUAAGUUAGGAAAACUUAAUCAUGUUGCUAUAGCCGUUCCUGAUUUAGAAAAAGCGGCUAAACUUUAUCGGGAUCUUGGAGCUAAAGUUUCAAAAUCUGUACCUCAGGAAGAGCAUGGUGUCUAUACAGUAUUUGUUGAACUGGGAAAUUCAAAAAUUGAACUUCUUCAUCCAUAUGGUGAUAAUUCUCCUAUUGCUGGAUUUUUAAGCAAGAAUAAGACAGGAGGAAUGCAUCAUGUUUGUAUUGAAGUAUCUGAUAUUAAUGCUGCUGUUGAAAAGGUACGCUCAAUGGGAAUUAGAACUUUAGGUGAUAAACCUAAAAUUGGAGCACAUGGAAAGCCUGUAAUGUUUUUACAUCCAAAAGAUUGUAAUGGAGUUUUAACAGAAUUAGAACAAGAAUAA